Molecule: messenger RNA, 4103 nt
Organism: Miniopterus natalensis
Lineage: Eukaryota; Metazoa; Chordata; Mammalia; Chiroptera; Miniopteridae
Gene: VMA21
Product: vacuolar ATPase assembly factor VMA21
Biological process (GO): vacuolar proton-transporting V-type ATPase complex assembly
Cellular component (GO): endoplasmic reticulum membrane
Source: RefSeq, a predicted model, not a curated record
CCACCCAGCGCUCGCCGGUACUUCCGGCGCGGCCUACCUCUACCGCUGGCCGACAGAGCUAAUUGAGAGUGCCUGCCGAGCCCAGUCCGCCUGCUAAUACCUGCUGCGGGUGGCAUAGCUAUGGAACGCCUUGAUAAAGCGGCGCUGAACGCACUGCAGCCGCCCGACGUCAGAAAUGAAAGUUCAUUAGCAUCUACCCUGAAGACUCUGCUGUUCUUCACAGCUUUAAUGAUCACUGUACCUAUUGGGUUAUAUUUCACCACUAAAUCUUAUGUUUUUGAAGGUGCCUUUGGGAUGUCCAAUAGGGACAGCUAUUUUUAUGCUGCUAUUGUUGCAGUGAUUGCUGUCCACGUGGUGCUGGCCCUCUUUGUCUAUGUGGCCUGGAAUGAAGGCUCACGACAGUGGCGUGAAGGCAAACAGGAUUAAAGUGAACAUCACCUUUUGAUAGCAUUAAAUUAAGUUUUAAAAAUGUCAAAUGCAUCCGGGAUGCUGAUUAUUUCAAUAAUGUUGAAAGAACAUGUUAAAAUCUAUCUUAAGGAGUCAUGUUUAACUAAUGUAAAUUUUGAUCCUUCUAAUACAGUGGUUUGCAGCAUCAAUUUUAACUGCAUAAGCCUCUCAUUUGCAAAUGAGAAUUUGGAAAAAUUAAAUUGAUUACAAAUAAUUAUUCUGAGAAGACUGAUUAUUUUAUAACAAAAAAUGUUUUAUAGCAUUUUGUCUUUUAGUUGGCUUUGAGUUUUACUUUUCUGGAUAUAUUAAUAGGUACAUAGUGAAACAAAUCUAAAUUUUAUUUUUUGCUGAAAUACUUUCCCUAACUAUCAUGAAAAUACCAGGUCAUUGGAUUUUGGGUUAUAAAUUCCUAUGGAAAAUUGCUUAAAUUAUGAAUGCUGGAAUUAUUCUGAAUGUCACUGAGAAAUUUCAAAUAAGUGUAAUAUCUAGUCAGUAGCAAUCUUUCAUUACAUUAUUUCAUGGGGAAACUUGGCUGAAUUCCACCCAUCUUACAUGAACUGGUUUAUUGAAGGAUCUCAAUAGCAAAGCAGAGCUAGCUGCCUUCUUGCAGGCUAGCCUGUGCUUUCAGAACAACUCUUUAAUAAUCUCUUUUGCUCUUGCUCAACAAUGAAGUUACUCUUUAAUUAUCAGAUUUGUGUAAAUUCCCUUUAAAUUUGUUUUUCCUACUGUUUUUUUUUUAAUAUUGUAUAUGAUAAGAAUUUACAUUUAAAUGUUUAUUUUUGCAUACUUAGGGAGUGUGAACAGUCCUGAAAUAGAUUGUUUUUAUCACCCAGGAAGUAUUCUUGGGAUUUCUAGUCUAGUCUUUUUAAUCGGAGUUGUUAAAUCCCAGAUAUGUAUAAUUAGCUAAUUCUUGAGGCCCUUUCUGAUAGAAAAAGACUGUGUUUUUAUUUUAGUAUCUUUAGUCUGUUUUCUUUCUAGCCACUUGGUACUACUUGUAUGCAAUCUAAAAACAUGCAUAUUAAAACAAGAAGAAAAUUUAAAUUCCCUGUAAUUUUGCCAACUGGAGAUAACCACUGUUUUGGUUUACAUCCUGUGUGCAUUUCUUAGUGCUAGUUUGAUACUUAUUAAAAGUUUGGAUUAAGUUCAAAUUCUGCCAACUUUUCCUGACACUAUGUGUGUUUUUUUCAUGUGCGUGAUUAGUGACCAUUUUCUUAAACAAAACAAAAAACCCCCUACAUUCUACCUUUAUUCUUGUAUCUGUAGGUAUAUCAUUGUUCAAAUUUCCUGUUAAUUCCUAAUACAGUGGCCCUUGCUGUGUUUGUCAUUACCAAUUUGUUUGUUUACCCCUAUUUUUAAUGUAGAAUUGGAUUCUUGCUUAGUUAAAUGUUGUCUAUGGUUUAAAUGUCUUCUAUAAGCAGUUAUUCUAAAUUAAAGUGUUUUCUUAAAAAAACUACAGUUUUAGUAUAAAAUUGUACAAAUUUAAUAUAAAAUUAUAGAAUACCCCUGUUUGAGUCUGAGGUAUUGUGUGGUAGAUUUCUAGAUGGUUCCCUCUUUGUUGUACUUAGAAUUGUUGUCCACCUACUUUUUUUUUUUCUGUAAUGCCAAGGUUUUUCUUGUACUUUUGGGAUGUUAUGCUAUUUGUAAAAUGUUAAUGUCCAAUGUUGGAUUAUUUUGUUUGAUUUCAGACUUUUGCUGAGUAGAUAAUGAUAUGGGUAUUUUUCUGCAAGUAUUUAAACCAGGGAUUCAUGCAAAAGCAAUUGUAAUUUCCUCUUGGAAUAAUUACCAAGUUUUUGAAAUUUAGACUUGGAUGCUAGUGUUGAUAUUUAGAAUUAUUACAGUAUAGACUUGUUUUCAAACCAGUUGAUUUUUCCCUGGGGUUUCAGCUGUUAACUUGCUAGUUUGCUACAGUUGAAAUAACAUGGUAUUUGACAACAGAUUUAUUUUUCACUGGUUUUCUGUUGCACAGUAUAUAUACUUCAGGAUGUAUAGAAAGGAAAAUUACAAUUGAGCCCUUAUAAAUGUUUUAAGAUAGGAAUAUGUUCGCUAUUGUUUGAAAACUAAUUGUAAGAAUAACCUCAAUUAGGAAGUGUAACUUGAAAUGUCAGUACAAAGUACUGAUUUAACCCCAUUUACUGUAACACAGUACCUUACUCUUCUCCAUUUGCUCCCCCCCCCGAAUAUAAUCUCUUUUCCUCAUUGUGCUUAUAACUGAAAGUCUGCUGUAGAAUGCAUCUGAUGCCAUUAGCUUUUCAAGUGGAUACCAUUUUACGUGUAGCAGCAAAGUAGUUUUGAGUUAUUACUGAGGAAAUGUAAACAUUUCAUUAAAAAACAAAACAAAACUGUGUUUCCUGGGAAUCUAACUGAAAUGCAUUGUAAUAAUUGGACUUUUAAUCUUAAAAUCUCAUCAGCUUUGCCAAAAGAGGCAACUGAUUGACUUGUUUGGUGGAACAAGUCAUUUUUCCAUUUUCACAUAAGUUUAUUUUCCAUUUUCACAUAAGUUUUAUGUAUACAUCUAAAGUGCCCAAGGAGACCAGUAAAAAUAGUAAAAUAGAUAAAGAGUGCCCAAGGAAAGAUGAAAGCUGAAGGUACAUGAAAUAAAGGAUUGAAAUCCUAUUUCUGCAGUAUCUAGUGAGUAUUUCUUGUCUCCAGACAAGUUCAUGUUUAUUGUUUCAUGCUCAAGUGAGAUUGUAGACUGUUGUUAGGGCCAUUUUAAAAAUGGUUCAGCUAUGGUACCAACUUUGUCACUUGUGUUAGGUCAGCAGUGGAUUUCUCUGCCGUCAAGCACUCUGCCUCCUCCACCAAAGUAGUACAACUUUAUUAAUUCAGACUCAACUUAUAUUUAAGAUAAAUUUUGCAAGAGCUGGACUGAAGUGGCAUAUUAAUAACUUGGCAAGAUUUUUAUUUCUUAUUUGCAGGGGAAAAGGGUCGUCUGAGAAAAUAAAUUAUUUUCAGCGACUUUGAGAACCUAAUGAUUAAUAUUACAUGUAAUCUAUGAGUAGCUUAAACCCUUAUAUAUUUGUUAAAAUAGUCUGGAAUUUAUUAAAAUAGUCAGGAAUAGUCAUCAUUCCUGGCCUUGCUUUUCGUGCCUGUUUUGUUGCCAUGUGUACUUACAAAAAUAAUAUCUGUGUUCCUUUUAAGAUGUUCUACAAGUCAUUUGUCAGUUACACAGACUAGUCUUCCUUUUUCUCAGGUUCAGUGAAAUCUCACUGAACAGUAAUAAUAGCAAUAGCUAACAACAUCUGCACAGCACCUUACAGUUUGCAAAGAAUGUUCACAUAUUCUUGUUUGAGUUUUGCAUAGUGAACCUUUCACCUGAUGUCUUGACAUCAGUGCUUAAAAGUGUUAGAAUCUUUAAAUCAUUAGAGUCAUUGAAUAUUGCUAUAGUCUGGACUAGGGGCAGGCUUUAAUGUGCUACGUUGAAAGCUAUGUGUAAUUAUGAAAAUAGGGGGCUUGAGUUCUUUAGCCACUUGAAUCAGGUUUUCUUUUGUUAAGUGAUUUUUUUAAACUGUUACCUGGAUGGAUUUUUGUAUUCAUUAUGUUCUAGCCUGUAAUUUGUAUAAAUUUACCAUCUAUUGUCAUUAAAAAGGUGUUUGUAAUGCCUCUUUGAUGUGUCCUAAUUCAGUUAAUAGUAACUUUAUUAAAUUGGGUUUUUUAAA